CAUCUGGCGUACUGAAGAGAGCUCAAGUGUCUCAGAAGUUGCAUUGUGGAAAAUUUAAGCAGUAGUGUAAAGUAAAGGAAGUGUAAAGAGUAGUGUGGGAAAAAAAAUAGUGUAAGAAAAGGAUAUAGAAACCCCGAAUAGCCAAUUGAAGGUCGUGACAAAGACAAUAUUCCUGACCUUCACCUAAACUAACCUGUCCCGUAGCCUAUCCUAACACCUGCACCUCCUGUAUGCACCCCCAUCAUCUGCCUCAAUAGCCGUGAAGUACUCGUCGUGUAUACAUCUGUGUUCGUGUCAAGCAUUCUCGUGUGCGUGUCAGAGUCGUGGGGUGUGCGUGAUAAGGCCCCGAUAAGAUUACUCCUUCCUCGUAUAAAGAUAUCAGACGGUAUAAAGAGCCACGUGUCUGCGUCUGAGGUUCGUGCGAGAUAAGAGUGAGGAAAAGUGGAGUAAAAGGAGGAACGAGUGAAUAGUGAGGCUCCUGAACACUGCCCUCGGGAACGCCAGCCACGCGCCGAGGGACUGGACGCGUGGCGAUGGGAGGAGAGAGCUUCGACCUGUCCUUGACCGUUCCGGAUUCCAGCCACACCGCAUACAUGGCCGACCAGCCUGCCUACGGGAGCUUCGGCAACGAGGAGACCUACAGUGACCUGCAGGCGAUGGGCACCACGAUCCCCCAGCAGGAGGGGGACGCGGCGCCCCCUGCCCCACACACCCACGCUCACCACACGCAGGCAAUGUACUCUCACCAGAUGGCAGUGAACGCCAGCAUGGGAGUGGCCAACCCGCAGUUCCCUCCCCAGAACCUCUACAUCCCGCCCAUCUCGCAGAACAGCAUGGACCCCGCCCAGACGUCGGGGUACAUGUGUCACCCAGGCUGUGGUCCCCCGGCACCCAUCUACACCAACGCCAGCCCGGGCAUGCAUGGCGGCCUGCCCCAGGGCCCCCACAUGAUGGGCGGCGGCGUGGGCAUGAUGGGCUACUACCCCCGCCAGCCCAUGCCCAGGAACGGCGGCUCGCCCAACUCCGGAGGCUCCCCGUCCCCCGGCAGCGAAGACUCCGACGACUCCACGCCCCUGGCACAGAUGGGGCGAGGCAAGAGGCCGUCCUCGGAGAGCGUGGAGGGCCCGGCCCGAGGCAAGAAGCCCAAAGUCUCAAAGAAGAGCAAGAAGAAGAAGGAUCCCAACGAACCACAAAAACGAAUGAGCAAGAGGGACAGAGAGGCGGUGUGCCUGUCGCCCGCCAGCCCGCUCCGCCCCGCCCCGCGUCGUACCCGCCGCCGCCCUCAGGAGACACACAAGCCAGUGUCAGCCUACGCCCUGUUCUUCCGAGACACUCAGGCUGCCAUCAAGGGAUCCAACCCCAACGCAUCCUUCGGCGAGGUGUCCAAGAUCGUGGCCUCCAUGUGGGACUCCCUUGAUGCCGACCACAAGAGCGUUUACAAGAAGAAGACCGAAGCAGCCAAGAAGGAGUACCUCAAGGCCCUCGCUGCCUACCGUGCCAGUCUUGUCUCCAAGGGUGAGGGUGAGGGGGUGUUUGGGGCCCCAGGCUAUGGCCAGUUUGCCCCAGGAUUUGGAUACCCCCCAACCACCAGUACCCCUGUGCUUCAACAAGUACAGUCGCCCACACAGAUGUCACCACUGGCAAAGAAGUCUCCUCUCCUCUCCUCCCUUAUGGCUGACCCACCCCCGCCCAUGAUGAACCCACCAAUGUCCCAGCCCAUGCCUCCCUCAGGCCCACCUAUGAUGCCUCAUGGCUCAAUGCCACCCAUGUCAGCAGCAAGCAUGGCCCCCCAGGCACAGCAGGGCCCUCAGGGUCCCCACCAGCAACCCACACCACAGGCACACCUGACGCAAAUGACCAACGUACCUUCCACCUCCCCCUACAUGACUCAGCAGGCACCUGGGCCCAUGACGAGUCCUGUGGGGGCCAGUUCUCCGGGCGGUGGUCCACAACAACAACAGCAACAACAGCCUCAGCAGCAGCAGCAGCCACAGCCCCAACAAAGCCCCCAGCAGCAGCAGCAGGUUGCCACUCAACAGCAGCAACAGCCACAACAACAAGCAGGGCAACAGCAGCAGCAGCAGCAGCAGGGGGCUCAGCAUGGACAGCAGCCACAGCAGGCAUCUCAACAGCAACCACCUCAGCACCAGCAGCCUCAGCAGCAGCCCAGCGGCCAGGGGUCAGGAGGGCAACAGCAGGGCAUGGGCCAGCCAGCACACGUGGGUUGCCCAAACUCUGGACCCAACUGCAUCCGGUCCGGCUGCACCAACCCUGCCGUGCACAACCCUGAGUGGGAGGAUGAGUACUGCUCCAACGAGUGCGUCGUCUCACACUGCAGAGACGUCUUCAGCACCUGGGUGGCCGGCAACCACCACCAGCCAAUGAAUCCAACCUACCCUGCUCCUGUUAAAUAAACCCUCAGUGGACAUGACCUCUCACUGAGGGACCAGCUAGCCAGCAGUCCAAUCAGUCAGUCAGCAAGCAAGUCAGUCAACUGAAGGGGUUCAACUGAUGAAGACACGUACCUGGUACAGAAAUAAGUGCAUUAUGUGGACCUGUGCUUUGUUUCUCGGUGGUGACAAAAAGUUGGGGUGAUGUGUGUGUGCUUCCACCAGUCCUGUGGGUGGAGGCUGUGUGUGCUGUGGCUCGGUACAUCAUCAUUCCCAAGAUGUUGACAAACUGGGUGCUUGUAUGAAAGUCAGGAUUUUCUAAGCUGUUGUCAGGGCUGGAGUUUUAGAUAUCAGCAUCUUUCUAUCUGUUCAAUCUAUCCUUGCUCUUUGUAGAAUUCCAGAUGUAAUGUUCAUGCCUAUCUGAUCCUAUUAUUCUCCUGAACCCAAGAUGAGAGAGUUCCAGAACAAAGUUGAUGUGAAAGUGAGCAUUUCGUGUAUUAUCAAAUUACCGCUGAAGGAGGCCGUGCGGAAUGUGUGUUGGCGAGGUCGGUGAGUGGAGAGUUGUGCUCUGAGAAGAUUCAUAUUCCUAUUUGACUCUAUAGGGAGGAUGAGUCCUGGUGAAGAGAAAAAGAGGUGGAAAAUGAGUUGAGUUUCAGAUGAUGAGUAUAUCACAGUUGAACACAAGGAAUGAGUGGCGGGGACCAAAUCUGUUAAUAGUAUCCAAGCAGACAGUGUGCAGUACGGGAGGAGGAGGAGGCUAUUCAGGGUGAAGGGCUGCACUCAGCUAUGUUACCUCAUGCUCACAUCGGCAGUCACUGUGGUACAUGCUGUGCUCUCUUUCACAGGCUUUGGAACAAUAUUUUGAUCAUAAAUCUUAUGUAAUGCCAGAGAUUCAAGAUGUCUUUGGGAGUUUGGUUUGUAAAUAUUUGUGUUGAUUUUUCUUGAUAGGGAGAGAGAAAACUAUGAUUACAAUUAUUAUAGAUAUAGAAGCAUUUACAACAUAAUUUGUAAAUAUUUCAACAGUAUGUACAAGUGAUUGGUGAAAUUUCUCCUCAAUGUGAUUAUGAUGAGUUGAUACUUAUGUCUGGUAUGUAUGUAUGUACAUGUAUCAUAGUAGAUAUGUUCAGAGGCUUAUUAUUUGAUUAGCAAGGAAUCAUCACUAGAACUGACAUGUUGUCAAACUUGUAUCAAGUCCUUCCAAAGCAUUUAACAAGGAGGCGAGGACAAAGUUAAUCCCUCCUGUGUUAGCCAUCCCUGCAUGCCGUAUGUAUGCAUCGCAACUAUCAUGGCAGUCCCAGGUACUUCAUUAGCGCUACAAGAGGUGGUCGGCUGGGGGUGUCGCGGGACACUUUGCUCAAUCCUCAGUGUACAUAAGACUAAUUUUUGGAGGACUGACUGCCGGACCCUCUUGGGAGUUACUACCUUGUCAUUUUUUAUGUUUACAGCAUACAACCAAGAGGAGACAUGUUUUGCAUAUAUUUUCAAAAUUUAUUUUUUUUCAGUAAUAUUUUCUCUUGGGUGAAGCUUGAUGCAAAGCACUACAAAGGAGCGAAACAUUAUUUGGUGUACAGACUGCUAAAGUUCAGGGACAUGGAGUGUAGAUGUAAUGUAAUGUAUUGUUGGUAAUUUACAAACACCUGCCUUCACAUCAGGUUUUACCCAUGCUUGUAGGUCAUAGGAGAUCCUUCGGUCCUAGAAUAAAGUCAGUGUUUGCCCUUCUUAUAUAGCUAAUAUGUUGAUGAAAUACUGUGCUUCAUGAGACAGGCAGAGGCUCCACCACAGGUUGAUUUAGUUUUUUAUGUGGUCUAUUCAUGGUAUUUUGUAUGAAAUUGUUUUAUACAUAAAAUGAACAAAAUAUUUUGCAGGUGAACAAUUGUUUGAACAAUUUGGAUCCCAGAUUCCAAAAGAACAGCUGUUGAACAAGCGUGAGUGAACCAGAACAAGAAUCAGACCAACAGAAAUACUUUAUGUAUCAAAGGAUAAUGUUUUCCAAACUCAUAGGGAGUGUUUCAUAUCUUUAAACUAAUGUAUUAGUUAAUGGUUCUUUAAGCUUCACUAAAACCAUGAAACUGCAUAAUCAUUUUUUUUUUCUCAAGGUUCAUCCCUGAGGUUGUUGUGUUAAUGUGUACAAUGCCUGUGUGUGCUCUCUUUCACUUCUGUAUUCACAAUAUAAUAAACAUUAUACACACUUUUGUAACUAUUUGAUCUUAGUAUUUCUAAGGGAACUUUUGAUACACUGGGUAGCUAUGCUGCACACCAUACUCCUCUUUAGGGAUCCAUGGAGACUGAUGGAAUGUACACACCAUUGAAAACUAUAUACUGGUGUUUGUCUUAUGUGAAAACUUCUUAAAUGAUAGAUCAAGA
Eriocheir sinensis (Chinese mitten crab) is the source of this 4754-nucleotide messenger RNA. Its product is annotated as TOX high mobility group box family member 3-like. Lineage: Eukaryota; Metazoa; Arthropoda; Malacostraca; Decapoda; Varunidae. The transcript is spliced from 11 exons. Gene Ontology annotation, biological process: regulation of transcription by RNA polymerase II. Gene Ontology annotation, cellular component: nucleus. The record is from RefSeq and is a predicted model, not a curated record. Bases 534 to 2414 code for a protein of 626 amino acids. Gene Ontology annotation, molecular function: chromatin DNA binding.